Messenger RNA from Bufo gargarizans (Asiatic toad), 10589 nucleotides. It is a transcript of the gene CACNA1B, whose product is annotated as calcium voltage-gated channel subunit alpha1 B. NCBI's taxonomy places the organism in Eukaryota, Metazoa, Chordata, Amphibia, Anura, Bufonidae. The record is from RefSeq and is a predicted model, not a curated record. Gene Ontology annotation, cellular component: voltage-gated calcium channel complex; neuronal cell body; membrane. Gene Ontology annotation, biological process: chemical synaptic transmission; calcium ion import across plasma membrane. Gene Ontology annotation, molecular function: high voltage-gated calcium channel activity.
GCUGAAACAACUGAUCCGUCCCUCGGGCUGGAAAGAAACCAAAUGUUCCGUGGAGUACGCUCUCCGUUCCGUGGGAUACAAUAGUUGGAAUCUUCUGGCUCUGGGGAUUGAGUAUGGAGGUUCUUGGUCUAGGUCCAAUAAGGAGAGGUCAACUGGAAAACCAGUGGAAGAGGAGACAAGGGUCCACCUGGAAAAUGAGUCUCAAGAAGGAUCCGACUACCACACCUUCUAUCAUUCUGUCCACCAGCUAUGUGUCAUGAACAGGGUCGAGGAGGAAAAUCUUUUUGAAAGUCAAGAAGAUAAUGGUGACCAGGAACCACAUGGCUUGGUGGACUUCCAUGAGAAGCAUAAAGUCUACAUGACUGGUUCUGAAGACAGGAUCAGAAGGAAGAAGCCUCAUCCCCUGCUCCAGGGUUUUCUGCUCUAGGAUUGCAGCUGAAGGUGGGGGUUGCCUUCAGUCUGCUCAGCAGUGAUUCUUCUCUCCCAUGCAAGGAAGCAAAGUAAUGGCCCGGUUCGGAGAUGAUCUACCCACCCGCUAUGGAACUGGGGUACCUGGGGGUACUGGAAGAGGGAGCAGCCGGCAAGGUGGACCUCAAGCCGGCCAAAGGAUAUACAAGCAGUCCAUGGCUCAGAGGGCGAGGACCAUGGCUCUUUAUAACCCCAUCCCCGUCAAACAGAACUGCUUCACCGUUAACAGGUCCUUGUUCAUCUUCAGUGAAGACAAUGUCAUCAGGAAAUAUGCCAAAAGGAUCACGGAGUGGCCUCCAUUCGAAUAUAUGAUUUUAGCCACCAUCAUCGCCAACUGCAUCGUGCUGGCGCUGGAGCAACAUUUGCCGGAGCACGACAAAACCGACAUGUCAGAGAGACUGGAUGAUACAGAGCCUUAUUUUAUUGGCAUAUUCUGUUUUGAAGCUGGCAUCAAGAUCAUCGCCUUAGGCUUUGUGUUUCAUAAAGGCUCAUACCUCCGGAACGGCUGGAACGUCAUGGACUUCGUAGUGGUGCUCACAGGGAUACUUGCGACAGCCGGCACGGAUUUUGACCUGCGGACAUUGAGGGCAGUCAGAGUAUUGAGGCCGCUGAAGCUAGUUUCGGGGAUCCCUAGUUUACAGGUGGUGUUAAAGUCCAUCAUGAAGGCCAUGGUCCCUCUUCUUCAGAUCGGCUUGCUGCUUUUCUUCGCAAUCGUUAUGUUUGAUAUAGGGCUGGAGUUUUAUAUGGGAAAGUUCCACAAAACUUGCUUCUCAUAUGAAACAGGUGAACCUACGGGCGAUUUCCCAUGUGGAGAAGAACCACCAGCUCGGACUUGUGAUAAUGAAACAGCAGAGUGCCGGUUAUACUGGAAAGGACCUAACUUUGGAAUCACUAAUUUUGAUAAUAUCCUGUUUGCGGUCCUUACGGUUUUCCAGUGCAUUACCAUGGAAGGAUGGACGGACAUUCUCUAUAACACCAAUGAUGCGGUUGGAGCAAUGUGGAACUGGCUUUAUUUCAUCCCACUCAUCAUCGUUGGGUCCUUCUUCAUGUUGAACCUGGUUUUAGGUGUCCUGUCAGGGGAAUUUGCCAAAGAGCGUGAGAGGGUGGAGAAUCGCCGGGCAUUUCUCAAAUUGAGGCGGCAGCAGCAAAUUGAGCGCGAGCUGAAUGGAUAUCUUGAGUGGAUAUUCAAAGCAGAGGAAGUCAUGCUUGCAGAAGAGGACAAAAAUGCAGAAGAAAAAUCACCCUUAGAUGUACUGAAGAGAGCAACCAUUAAGAAGAGCAAAAAUGACCUUAUACACGCCGAAGAGGGUGAGGAUCACUUCACGGAUAUCUGCUCUGUUGGUUCUCCUUUUGCCCGUUCCAGCUUGAAAGGUGGAAAAAACGAGAGCUCAUCAUACCUUCGACGCAAGGAGAAGAUGUUCCGAUUCUUCAUCCGCCGUAUGGUGAAGGCCCAGAGUUUCUAUUGGUUUGUACUGUGCGUGGUGGCGUUGAACACUCUUUGUGUUGCCAUCGUACACUACAACCAGCCUGCAUGGCUCACCAAAGCCCUAUAUUUUGCAGAGUUUGUUUUCCUUGGGCUUUUUCUGACGGAAAUGUCCAUGAAGAUGUAUGGCUUGGGACCUCGAAAUUACUUCCACUCGUCCUUCAAUUGUUUUGAUUUUGGGGUGAUCGUCGGAAGUAUUUUUGAGGUGAUCUGGGCAGCAGUGAAACCAGGAACAUCGUUUGGGAUCAGUGUCCUCCGAGCUUUACGCCUUCUCCGUAUCUUCAAGGUCACAAAGUACUGGAACUCUCUCAGGAACUUGGUGGUUUCGUUACUAAACUCCAUGAAGUCCAUUGUCAGCCUGCUAUUCCUGCUUUUCCUCUUCAUUGUAGUUUUUGCUCUUCUUGGAAUGCAACUUUUUGGGGGACAAUUUUACUUUGAAGAAGAAACACGAAAUACAAAUUUUGACACCUUCCCCACAGCCAUACUAACUGUGUUUCAGAUCCUGACAGGAGAGGACUGGAACACCGUCAUGUACUUUGGCAUCGAGUCACAAGGAGGCGUCAGCAAAGGAAUGUACUCCUGUGUUUAUUUCAUCAUUCUGACAUUGUUUGGAAACUAUACUCUUUUGAAUGUAUUCUUAGCUAUUGCUGUUGACAAUCUGGCUAACGCACAGGAACUGACCAAGGAUGAGGAAGAGAUGGAAGAAGCAACCAAUCAAAAAUUGGCACUGCAAAAAGCCAAGGAAGUGGCAGAAGUCAGUCCCAUGUCAGCAGCGAAUCUUUCAAUUACAGCUUUUGUAAAGCAAACUCAAGGUGCAAUAUCUCGCAGCCCGUCUGUCUCCAACGUAAAUUCACCAUAUGGGGCCACAGAAUGGACAGAAACAAUGCAGAGCAGAGAUGUGCCGUAUCCAAGUAAACAGCAGAACUCAACCAAAUGUCGGUCAGUUUGGGAGCAACGAACCACCCAGAUCCGUAUGCAUAACUUCCGUGCCAGUUGCGAAGCCCUCUACAGCGAGUUGGAACCUGAGGAUCGACUGAGGUAUGCCACCACAUUACGCCUCAGGCCUGAUAUGAAGAGUCACAUGGAUCGGCCUCUGUUGGUUGAGCCCCAGGAUUCCACAGAAACAAAAGAUGGCAGCCCAGACCCACUACCUCCAAGUGAAACAGAGCAGGGAACUGAGGUGAAUGCAGAGCAAGUGCCACGAAAACAUAGGCAUAGAGAUAGGGGACCUACCGAAACCAACGGUGCCGGUCGGGAGAAUGGAAAUCAUAACGGUGAUUCUGGCAGUAAUGAUAGAGAAGAACGUCAUCGACAGCACAGAAGUCGGAGCAAAGAAAGGGAAGGAGGGAAAGAAGGGGGAAGAGGAGAAUGCAACCGGAGUCAGGAAAGAGGAAAAAGGCACCAUCGAAGGGCUUCCCCAGAAGAAGGGACAGAGAGGGAACAUCGAAGACACCGCACACACCGCCAUUCUGCCGAGAGACAAGGCAAAGAGGGAAAUGGGCAGCCUCCUUCUGGUAGUAAAGGAGAAAGGAAGUCCCGGCAUAGAGGAGGUGGAUCUAGAUCUGGUAAUAGGGAUGGUGAUGGUACGACUCGAGUAGGAGAAAACGGUGAAGAGAUUCCACGGUCACGACAUCGGAACAGGCACAAAGCACUUUCUACAUAUGAUACAGAGGAGAAAAAGGAAAACAAAGAGGGAGAAUCAGGAGAGAGGGAGCAUCGCAACCACCGGUUGAGGGACCACCGUAAUGAGGCCGAUGUUCCCAUUGGGGGGCUUCAGCAGUUACCGGAGCAGCCAGAAGAUGCUGAUAAUGAGAAGAACGUGAACAGGAUGUUCUUGCCCCAUCCAGAGAGGUCCAGCAUGGUUAAUAUACCGGUAACCGUCACCGCACCGCCCGGAGAGAGCGCCGUCAUACCAAUAAAUAACGUGGAUUUUGAGGUGAAAUCUGAGGAGAAAAAGGAGAUGGAGGCAGAAGACCUGACUAAAAAUGGGCCAAAGCAGAUCCUGCCAUAUAGUUCUAUGUUCAUCUUCAGCAACACCAAUCCAGUCCGGCGCUUGUGUCAUUAUAUUGUCAAUAUGCGCUACUUUGAAAUGGUCAUACUGGUGGUGAUUGCACUGAGCAGUAUUGCACUGGCAGCAGAAGAUCCUGUUCAAGCUGAUGCCCCUCGUAAUGAUGUGCUGAAAUACAUGGAUUACAUCUUCACAGGGGUGUUCACCUUCGAGAUGGUGAUCAAGAUGAUUGAUCUAGGACUACUCCUCCACUCCGGCUCAUAUUUCCGCGAUCUGUGGAACAUUCUAGAUUUUAUCGUUGUCAGUGGUGCACUGGUGGCUUUCGCCUUCUCAGGGAACAAAGGUAAAGAUCUGAACACAAUCAAAUCCCUGCGGGUCCUUCGUGUUCUACGUCCACUGAAGACCAUCAAGAGGCUUCCCAAGUUAAAGGCUGUGUUUGACUGCGUGGUUAACUCCCUGAAGAAUGUGUUGAACAUCCUCAUCGUGUACAUGCUUUUUAUGUUCAUCUUUGCUGUCAUCGCCGUUCAACUCUUCAAGGGCAAGUUCUUCUACUGUACAGAUGAGUCAAAGGAUCUACAAAAAGACUGCAAGGGAGAAUACUUGAACUAUGAAAAUGACGACGUACGUGCUCAAGCCAGACAAUGGAAGAAAUAUGAGUUCCACUAUGACAAUGUACUCUGGGCUCUUUUGACUCUUUUUACUGUCUCCACCGGAGAAGGGUGGCCCAAUGUCCUCAAACACUCAGUGGAUGCCACCUAUGAGGAUCAAGGUCCAACACCCGGAUUCCGAAUGGAGAUGUCCAUCUUUUAUGUGGUCUAUUUUGUGGUCUUUCCUUUCUUCUUUGUAAACAUUUUUGUAGCUUUGAUUAUCAUCACGUUUCAAGAGCAAGGUGAUAAGGUCAUGUCUGAGUGCAGCCUGGAGAAGAAUGAGAGGGCCUGCAUAGACUUUGUAAUCAGCGCCAAGCCCCUAACACGAUACAUGCCACAAAAUCGGCAGUCAUUUCAGUACAAGAUGUGGCGAUUUGUGGUUUCUCCUCCAUUUGAGUAUUUCAUCAUGGUAAUGAUUGCUUUGAACACCAUCGUCCUCAUGAUGAAGUUCUAUGGAGCAUCUGACACUUACGAAGACAUGCUGAAAUGCCUGAAUAUCAUCUUCACGUCCAUGUUCUCACUGGAGUGUAUUUUGAAGAUUAUCGCGUUUGGUGUUCUGAACUAUUUACGGGACGCUUGGAAUGUCUUUGACUUUGUCACAGUCUUAGGAAGUAUUACUGAUAUUUUAGUAACAGAGAUAGCGAACACGGAAAAUUUUAUCAAUCUGAGUUUCCUGCGACUCUUUCGAGCAGCUCGGCUGAUUAAGCUGUUGCGACAAGGUUACACCAUCCGCAUCCUUCUCUGGACCUUUGUGCAGUCAUUUAAGGCCCUGCCAUACGUCUGCCUCCUUAUUGCAAUGCUAUUUUUCAUCUAUGCCAUCAUUGGCAUGCAGGUCUUUGGGAACAUUGCACUGGUUGAUGACAGCGCAAUCAACAGACACAAUAACUUCCGCACCUUUUUUCAAGCCUUAAUGCUACUGUUUAGAAGCGCCACUGGAGAAGGAUGGCAUGACAUUAUGCUCUCAUGUCUCAGCAACAAGCCAUGUGACCCCCGUUCAGGGAACACCAGAGACGACUGUGGAAGUGACUUUGCCUACUUCUAUUUUGUCUCCUUCAUCUUCCUGUGCUCAUUCCUGAUGCUCAAUCUUUUUGUGGCCGUCAUCAUGGACAAUUUUGAAUACCUAACACGGGACUCGUCCAUUUUGGGUCCUCAUCAUCUGGAUGAGUUUAUACGUGUCUGGGCCGAGUAUGACCCCGCUGCUUGUGGGCGCAUUGGUUACACUGACAUGUACGAGAUGCUACGACACAUGCCCCCUCCCCUUGGCUUGGGAAAGAAAUGCCCUGCACGUGUGGCAUAUAAGCGGCUUGUCCGGAUGAACAUGCCCAUCUCUGAUACAGACCUCACUGUGCACUUUACAUCCACUUUGAUGGCUUUAAUCCGAACAGCGCUGGAUAUAAAACUAGCUACAGGAGGACUAAAACAACAUGAAUCUGAUGCAGAGCUGCGGAAGGAAAUAUCAUCCGUGUGGCCCAACCUCUCGCAGAAAACCCUAGAUUUACUCGUACCUCCUCACAAACCUGAUGAAGUAACCGUUGGAAAGGUUUACGCUGCACUAAUGAUCUUUGACUUCUACAAGCAAAACAAGAAUAACCGUGACCAAUCUCACCAGCAGCCGGGAGUCUUAUCCCAGACAGGAACCGUCUCACUUUUCCAGCCCCUGAAGCCAACUCUGGAUUCGAAUAUCCCCAGUCAGCUUGGUGAGACCAAGAUCCAAAAGCAGAAGAGCUCAGCAUCUCUGAACAAUGGGGGAGUCGUGGUCAAUAAGGACAUUGGGAUUCGGGAGUCCAUAUCAUGGGUAACACAGCCAGCACCAGAUCCCUUCUCCACCCCUCGGAGCAUUGCAUUUCAGAGAGGCCACUCAGAAGAGAUUCCACCCGAACGGCAAGGCAAACAGGCCGUGGAGAUGAAAGAAAUUGGCCAAAGUCUUACUAAUGGUGAUCAUCCCACUGGACUGGAGAUCCAAGGACGAGCGGUGUCCAUGCCCCGUCUAGCUGCAGAUGCUCAUCCCAUCACUGACAGUAGCCCCAUGAAACGCUCAGUUUCCACCCUGGCUCCCACGCAACGUCCUCAACUGUAUGAAUAUUCCUUAGAGAGGGUGCCUCAUGAGCGCAGCCACCAGCACCACCAUCGAUGCCACCGGCGUAAGGAGAGAAAGCAAAAAUCAAUAGAGAGGUCUCCGCAAAAUGAAGACUUAGAGUCUGCACCCCGAGAGAGGAGGCAAGAAAGAGGAAGAUCCCAGGAAAGAAAGCAGCAACCUCCAUCUUCAUCGGAGAAACAGCGCUUUUAUUCAUGUGACCGAUAUGGCAGCCGUGAUUCAGGUCACCCACGUCAUUCUGAUCACAGUCGAGCCACAUCCCCCAGUUCUGGGCAAGAGCACUCAACACAAAGACAGGGCAGCGGUUCGGCCAAUGGUAGUCCGCGUUUGACCAGCUCCGGUGCUAGCACCCCUUGCCGGGCAAUCCGAAGACAACUACCCCAGACUCCACUCACUCCACGGCCAAACGUAACCUACCGGACAGCUCACUCCUCCCCUGUGCACUUUGGAGGACCAACUUACUCUCCCGGAAGGCUCAGCCGGGGCUUAUCAGAGCACAACACUUUGCUGUACAGCGACUCUCCAAGCCCCUCUGCUUGUACAGUCACACGUAUCGGUUCUGACCCAUACCUAGGACCACGACAAGAUUCUGACAGCUUCUGCCCACUGCCUGAGGACACGUUAACCUUUGAGGAGGCAUUGGCUAGCAACUCUGGACGUUCCUCUCGGACUUCCUAUGUGUCCUCCCUCACCUCCCAUUCCCACCAGCUCUGCAGGGUUCCAAAUGGCUAUCACUAUGCCUUAGGGCUCAGUACAGGGUCUGGCUCAACUCCCAGAGUACGAAGUUACUACCAUGAAGCAGACGAGGAUGACUGGUGCUAGCACAGGGACCCAAGACACGUUCCUACUCACACCCCCGCUUCCAAGGAAAGCCGAAGUAAAAGAAGCCCGGGGGCUGGAGUUGGGCCAUUUGUUUGAGUAACUACUGAUGAGUUUUAUCAUCAGCCAGUAGAUCGCCGUGACAUCAGAGCAUGUUACGGGAGAGCAGAGGCAGCCAUCUUGAGGAACCUGAAACACAGAUAACCAGGAACAAAUUUAAGGAAGAAGCAAGGAGUGGGCAGGGACUCCAGAGCAGGUCACCGUUAAUACUUGUUCUGGCAUUGUAAUUUUGAGUCUUCCUUUUGGGGAGUGUUAAGAUGCCUAUUUCAUAAUAAAGUAUGAGGAAGAUGGAAGCAUGGAGGAUUGUAAAAGAAAGAGCGCCAGGAUUAGGACCACAGAGUAUUCAGGUUGCUUUUUUAUUAUUUAUAUAGACUUAAAGGAUACAAGGGAGUGAUUGUCAAGCCCAUCAUCUUCCUACGUCAUCCUCCAAGAGUUCAUGGGACGUUACAGCUCACUAACUCGACAUCUCAUCCUCCAACUUUUUUUCCAUUCUCAACCUCUUCAUAAGUUUACGAGCUCCACAUGAGUGGAGGACACAUGAGCUACGACGAAAGGUCCACUUACAUCAAUAGCCAUGAACCAGUACAGUGUACGGUUUUGUACUUCUUUGUAAACCUCUACCUUUUCUUGCUCUGUAAACCGGUGGUGGCCCCACCUUAGACUUUUUUUUUUCUUUUGUAAGAGAGUUGGUAUUUCAAGCAUGACGUGUAGCGGGGGGAAAAAAAGCAUUGUUGGUUGGUCGAAGACACCGCACUAGAUGAUAACGCUGUAACUCCACACCCAGGCUCAAUGGCAUGCCAAAUCUAAUGAGGAACCACCAAGGUUCAACAUGUGCCCUGUGUCUACCGAUAACCGUAGUCUGUAUUUUAUGGGAUUUUUUGUGAUGCCUGAGUGAUAGUGACCUUGUCUGCUAGAAAACGAACGCUCAGAUAGGCGUUUGAGAAGUUUGUGUUCGUAUGUCUGUGUGCGCGCUGCUGAUGAAAUGUCAUUUUUUUACCGGCGCAAGUGGUGUCCCCAUCGCAUCACUCUGUAAAGUUGGGGAGCUCCAUUGGCACCUGUGUGUUCACUGUCCUGAAUCUCACCAGUAAGCCUUUCCUAUCCUCAGCAUAGCCUAGAUUAUGGUAAUGCACAGGUCUGAGCAUGCAUGUUAUUGGUUAGUGUGUUACUUUGCACAUGAAUUGGUCAACGAAGUUGCACUAAUAUGUGUUCUUAAGAAUUUUAUUAUAAUUUUUUUUUAAUGUAUUUUAAAACUUGUAUAAGGAACCUGCUCCAUUACCAGUUGAGAGAGGCUCGUUCCCAAAAGUCUCCAAAUCCGUCUGUAUCAUAUACCGUCUAUGGUCAUGGUCACGUUUUGCACUGAGCUACCCCCUUGAAGACGGCAUAUCACGCAGCAGCAUAUCAUUUUCUAUCUUUCGGAUGAUUGUAUGAUUUGUCCGCAGAGCUAGCAUAGCCGCGCCGGCUGGGCGUUUUCUCUCCUGUGCCAUACAAUUCUAGAGGCGAUGUGUUCUUUGUCCUAGUGCCAACUGCAUUGCAUCUCAAAGAACUGCAGGCGACACUGUGCCAAUCUUUCAAUGCCCAGUGUACCGCAAACCAUCACGUUCAUUAAACGCUUGAGCCAGUAUAUAACCUGUCCUACGGCAAUAAGGCGCUCUGUGGGUUGGGGCAGAUCAGAGGCUGAUAGCGCUAUGUGGCCUUUAUAUUCACAUGUAGCAUAUAAUCCAAAUGGAAAGCACAACAUGAUAGAGAUAUACAGAGGGCACAGCAUUGGGUAUCUUCUGUGCAUAUAAUAUAUAUAUAUAUAUAUAGAACAAUAGAAAUCUAUUUUAAGGGCAAAGCUGAUUUUCCAAAGACAUUUCCAGGCAGGACAUGAACGGCACCAGAGAGACGUUAAGAGUUCAUAACGGGUAGAAUGGACCUAAGGGGACCACACGAAGCAUGAAGCUGGGGCUCACAACACAAGCAGGUUCCCGAGUAAGUUCUACAGGAUAUUUUUGCAGGGUUUACUUGAUUUAUGGAUAUGUUCUAGUUAUGUCAAUGACACCUUGUGAGGAGAUCAUAUUUACAUAUACUAGAUUUCCGUCUAGCACAAUAUAUACUACAAAAAAUCAAAAAGACUUGGUUUAGGUAGAUGGGCGUCGUAUAGCGGAUAUAAGGGAGCAAUCACAAUUUAACCAUGUGACAUUUCGAACGUGAACAUUACACUAUUGCAAAAGUCACACUAUAUUUCAUUUCACUGCCAAGUGCCUACAUUUUACGGAUGUUUGUCUUGUGAACAGAGAGCGACAUUUUUUUAAUAUCACCUCAUUUUACGAACAAGUCAUCUCAUCUAUCCUUAGUUUAAUCAGAUACCAAACCUUCUACAUUAGAACCCUCUAAAUCAGGGCUCUCCAACCUGUGGGCACCACUACAACCCCCAGCAGCCGAUCAAGCUGGGAAUUCGCAACAGGUUGGAGACUAAUGCUGUAGAUAUUUAGCGACACAGUCUUCAAUCUAUUGUGUCCCCCGCCUAUUAACGAGGUUGCCCACUUUGAACAAUGCUUUUUUUUCUAUAGAGGGGUACCCUGUUAAGAUAGAUUGACUCACUGAUUGAACCCCAGCAAUCAGUAGUUGUGUGAGAAGUGAGUAUGAUAUUCCUUUGCAGCACUCCCAGAGGUAAAACGAGGCAUUACAUGCUCAGGUCCUCCGAAGAGGGAUGAUCUUUGUAAAGAUGAGGUUCCUGAAUUUAUGAAUUCUAGUUCCCUAACAAGGUAUUUGAAAAUGGGUUUUCUAAACCAGACAUCCCUUUUAAGACGCACACUCAUCAAAAAUUACCGACAAAGUCGAAGGAAUUGUGCAAACACGCAAAGAAGCUGGACCGUGGUGCCCGCUCUAUUGUAAUGGACCCUUGUUUUUUGUACAGUCCUGAGAUGAGACCUGGAGUGGGUUCUCUCCUUAAUGUUGUGUCACUUAUAGACUCGUCCACGCACCGGCAUGAUGUUUUUAUCACUGUAACAUGUUUCAGGGUCGCUG